UAGCUAGAGACUUUGACUUUGCUAGCUGACUUAUAGCCUCUGCACACUGAGCCCAUCCCGGGGGAAUGGUGGGAUUUUUUGACAAAUGUGAAACUCCGAUUCACACUGCCACCAUCCACCAUCCACCAUCAACCAUCCAUCAAAAACAGCUGAUGCCAAUAACAAGUUCAUUAAAUUUGCGCGGAAGAUUUAUUAAUUCUUAAUAAUGGAUGAUAGAGAUAUAGCAAUUAUUUCGGCUGUGGUUGCACAGCAAAAUAUUUUCUUGCACCAACUAAUUAUGUUGCUUAAUGAUGAUGACGAUGAGGACUUUAACUUUGACGAAGAUGAGAUGCUUGACUGGGUCACUGCCAUAAAAACACAAAAGCCAGGAAGGUUAUGGUCGUAUAAGCGGUUCGGGACAUUUUGGGAGAAAGAUGUACCAGAAAACAACGAGGCGUUUUUCAAAGAGAGUUUCCGAAUGGAGAGGCCCUGCUUUGAUAUUUUAGUGAAUCGGCUUGAAGUGCUGCGAAAGAAGGACACCAACUGCCGAGCUGCAAUUCCUUUGGAAAAGCGCAUCGCCAUUGCGCUUUACACUUUGGGCUCGUCCUCUGAGUACCGAACAGUUGGCAGGCUUUUCGGUGUAGCUCCAAACAGUGUGUGUAAUAUCCUGCACGAGUUUUGCAGAGCACUUAUCCACGAGUUUUCGAAUGAGUACAUGUCGCCCAAUUACCUAACUUCCGACAAAAUUGAUGAGUGCGUAAAGGGAUUCGAGGCAAUUGGGUUUCCUCAGUGCCUAGGUGCAAUUGAUGCAUGCCACAUCGAAAUAAAACCACCAGCAGCUGAGGCAGUAGACCACCAUAACUCUAAGGGCUGGUAUUCCACAGUCUUGUUUGCCCUAGUGGAUCAUAGGUAUGCAAAUGCAAAUAUCUUGCACAAAAAUAUGUAGUUAGCAAGUUGGUUUAAUGUCCUAAAUUAUUUAAAUCCGAUUCUUUUUAGAUACAGAUUUACAUAUGUAAAUAUCGGCUCUGCAGGAAGGUGCAAUGACUCGAUGAUAUACCAGAAGUCAAGCCUUGCAAAACAUAUCGAAGCAUCGGCAUUACUCCAAGAGAAAGCCAAGGAAAUAAGCGGAGUAAACGUCCCUGUAAUGCUUAUCGGGGACUCGGCAUUUAGGUUUUCUGAAAAGCUGAUGAAACCUUACCCGUUUUCCACAGUCGCCUCUUUGGAACAGUGCACGUUUAACAGCAACCUUUCCAAAGCUAGGCGAGUGGUGGAAAUUGCAUUUGGGCAUUUAAAAGCCAGAUUUCGAAUAAUCGGAAAAGGUCUUGGUAGCCACCACAAAAAUAAUAGCGCCAUAAUAAUGAGCUGUUGUAUUUUACACAAUAUAUUAAAUAUGCACAACAGCGCGAUUAAUGAAAAUUGGGAGCUUGCAACAAAUGAUCAGCGCGAACAGCCCGAUACCAGCAACAGUUCUGCUGACUUUAAUCAGUCAGCAGAACAGAUACGAUCUGCAAUCGCAAAAUAUUGUGUAGACCGUAAUAAAAAUUAAAAACUUA
Messenger RNA from Drosophila pseudoobscura, 1532 nucleotides. Its product is annotated as protein ANTAGONIST OF LIKE HETEROCHROMATIN PROTEIN 1-like. NCBI's taxonomy places the organism in Eukaryota, Metazoa, Arthropoda, Insecta, Diptera, Drosophilidae. The record is from RefSeq and is a predicted model, not a curated record. The transcript has 3 exons. The coding region runs from base 206 to 925 and encodes 239 amino acids.